Messenger RNA from Cryptomeria japonica (Japanese cedar), 1344 nucleotides. RefSeq names its product receptor-like protein 19. The record is from RefSeq and is a predicted model, not a curated record. The transcript has a single exon. Gene Ontology annotation, molecular function: protein binding. Bases 1 to 1344 code for a protein of 447 amino acids. Lineage: Eukaryota; Viridiplantae; Streptophyta; Pinopsida; Cupressales; Cupressaceae.
AUGCAGCUAGAAUCUUUGGAUGUAUCCAGAAAUGCACUGAGUGGUGACUUUCCAACAAUUUGGUCCUCCCAUAUAGAAGUUUUGUUCGCCAAUGACAAUUUUUUUAGUGGAAAUAUACCUUCAAGCUUCGGUAGAAUGUCUGAACUUUGGCUAUUAAAUCUUGCAAACAACCACUUAACUGGAGUGAUCCCUGUGAGCUUGGGCAGAUUAUCUAACCUGCAACUAUUAAAUCUUGCAAACAACUACUUUACCGGAAUGAUCCCUACGAGCUUGUCCAAAUGCUCUUCCCUUAAAGUCAUAAAUUUGGGAAAUAAUAGUUUGGUGGGAAACAUACCCCAUGAGUUCAGUCAACUAAGUGAAUUAUAUUCGUUAGUUGUGCAUACUAAUACGCUAAAUGGAGCAUUCCCUUCCUUAAUAGCAAAUUGUUCAAAGCUACAGGUUCUUGAUAUUGGCAACAACCUAUUUGGAGGUGAAAUACCAAUAUCAGUUACAAAUAUUUCAAAGCUAAGAGUAUUGGUAAUGAAGGGGAACAAUUUUAUAGACAAUAUUCUUUCAGAGAUUGGCCAACUAAAAAGCCUCCAGAUUCUGCGCCUUUCUUCUAAUCAUAUUUCAGGCUCAAUUCCACACACAAUUGUAUUGUUCCAAGCAAUUGCAAUAGAAAAUCAAGAUGGCUUUAUAUUGUCUACUUUUGAUGGCUAUUAUCGAGAUGGAUUGGCUAUGGUUUUAAAAGGCACAAAACAAUACUUUGAAUAUAUUCUUUCAACUCUCACAUCCAUUGAUUUCUCAAAUAAUGAAUUGGAGGGAGAAGUUGCUUCUAAUUUUGGGAACUUGAAAGGAUUGAGGCUCCUAAACCUUUCAAUGAACAAUUUGAAUGGUACCAUUCCAAAUAGUUUGGGAGAAAUGAGUCAACUAGAGUCACUAGACCUUUCAAGAAAUCAUUUUUCAGGAAAGAUUCCUAGAGAGCUUGAAUUUUUAAACUUCUUCGGUUCACUAAACUUAUCAAACAACAAUCUUUCACGAAUUAUACCACAAGGGAUGCAUAUAACUAGCACAUUUACAGAAUCCUCUUUUUGGGGAAAUCCAAAUUUAUGGGGAUGUCCCCUACCCAAAAAUUGUACUUGGCGACAAUAUGCUCCACCUCCUCAUCCAAUUUCAAUGAGGAAAGAGAAAAAUAAUAUUGAAUAUCCAUGGUAUAAGAUAGCAAUGGGUUUGUCUUAUGGAGUAGCAUUUGGAGGGAUGUUAUCAUUGAUCCUAACAAGAAUUAGUUGGAGAAGGAAAUACUUCAAUAAAGUUGAUACAAUAUUGAAGUUUUUCUUUCCAUGGAUGAAGAAUUUGACAUUAUGA